Messenger RNA from Knipowitschia caucasica, 474 nucleotides. Lineage: Eukaryota; Metazoa; Chordata; Actinopteri; Gobiiformes; Gobiidae. The record is from the annotation of a GenBank genome assembly.
AUGGGGGUUUUUGGUUGGGUUUGUAGGUGGGUGGUGUGGGAGUUUUUGGGGGAUGGUGGGGGUUUGGGUUGGGGAAGGGGGGGGGGGGUAGGGGGAUGUGGUUUGGUUGGUGGGGAGGGGGUGGUGGGGGGGGUGGGAAUGGUGAGGGGGGGGGGUUGGUGGGAGUGGAGAAUGGGUUUGGGGGUGGGUUGGGGGGGUUUGGGGUGUGGUGGGUGGUUGGGAAGAGGGAAAAGUAGGGGGUGGGUGGGGGGAAGAGUUGGGGGGGGGGGGGGGUGGUGUGGGGGAGUGGGGGGGAGGUUGUUUGGGGUGGUUUUUUUUGAUUUUUUGGGGGAUGGGAUAGUUGUGUUAGGAUAUGGUGGGGGGUGGGGGGGGGGGGAUAUGGGGGGGGGGGGGGGGGUUGGUGUGAGAGGGUGUGAUGGGAUGGGUGGGUUGUUGGGUAGGGGGGGGGUUAGGGGUUGGUGGGGGGAGGUGUAG